GUUAUCAUUCGCGCUGGGUAUGACUGCACGGCCGAUGUAUGGAGUUUCGCUUGCAUGGUGUUCGAGUUGGUGACGGGAGAUUACCUGUUUGACCCGAAGAGCACUGGUGACUUCGACAGGGAUGAAGAUCAUCUUGCACUGAUCAUCGAACUUGUUGGACCAAUGUCGUUGAACUUUGUCUCCCGCGGCCGUCAUUCGCAUCGCUUUUUCCGGGAACGUUCGACAGAUUUGCGACGAAUUGACGAUCUGCGGUUUUGGCCGCUUGUGGCUGUCCUGAGAGAAAAGUACCACAUGGGAGAGGCGGAAGCUGUGGCGCUGUCUGACUUCUUGGUACCGAUGCUGGCGCCCGAUCCGCUGAAGCGUCAGGGAGCAAAGCAAAUGCUUGAUCAUCCCUGGUUGCGGAUGCGUUCACCGGAGGACGAGGUGGCGUAUUGUGAGAUGCGCAACAACAUGCACGUCUCUAGGCCGAACUUGGACGCUCCCCUCCUUUCUUUGUCUCCUGGGCACUCGCCAGCCGACCUCGCAGUGGACCCCAACGCCUUGUGUGGCCGUCGCCCAGAGGAGGUUCACGGGUCCGCCCCACCCGGAACAGCUGGUGCGGCGUGUAUGUAUAGCUCGGCGCCGGGAUAUGGCCCAUCGCCUCCUGUAAUUGGAGUGUCAUCGCCCUACGCGUUACAUCAGCACCAACAGCAGCUUCAACAACGACAGCAGCUGCAGCAGCUGCAGCAAGAACAGCAGCAUCUGUAUGGCUCCGGGCCUGUAGUUCUACCCGCCGGUGGAGGCCCCGUCGACGCGGGAAAUGAGCUCUACACGUUGCAGAGACAACAGCUGCUACAACAGCAGCUGCAACAGCAACAGCAGCUGCAGCAUCUACAGCAGCAGCAGCAGCUGCAGCACAUGCAGCAGCAACUGCUCAUGGAAGGACUAGGUCGUCAUGCUGAGGGAGAGAGAAGCAAGACGACCCAGACUGCUGGUGGCAUUCUUGGUGUUGUUGGUGGGAGCAAUACGGGCUGCAGCAGCACGGCAGUUACGGCGGCAAGCAGCAGCAGCGGCAGAGCAGGUGCAGCGACAGGCCCUGCAGCAGCAGCUGCUGCUGCUGCCUCUGCUGCAAGAAUGUUGAUGGGCUACCCAGGGACAAGUGAUCCGCAGUACUUCCGAGCAAGCAGAGACUGUUGGGACGGCCGAAGCGUCCCAGGCUUUCCGCCUAUUGGCAGCAACAACAACAGCAGUGGAGCUGGUGGCUUACGUCCAGAGGCAGGUGGCGUAAGUGGAUGGUUCGCUGCACCAGCUGCAGGAGACGCUCCCCAGCAGCAACAGCCUCAACAGCAACAGCAACAGCAGCAGCAGAUUCCGUCUGCAAGGGGGGAGGUAUGCGGCUCGUCGUCUGCUGAUAAGCGGCCCGACGGCCUCCAUCAAGGGGGCAGCGCACGAGUUUCUGCCACUCCGGUGGAGGCAGAAGUCCAGGCUGUCGCUGCUCCUGCAGGAGAUUGGGGGAGUGUAGGCGAGCCCGUCUCAUGGAUUCCGGGAGCGGCGGUGAUGCAGCAGCAGCAGCUCGAGCAGCAGCAGCAGAUGCGGCAACACGUACAGGAGAUGCAGGAAAGGAAACAGGAGUUUCUGCGCCAGCAACAGGAACUAAACAGGAUGCUCAAGGGGGUGCAGCAGCUGCAGCAUGGUCUAUCAGGGAGCUCCUGA
Molecule: messenger RNA, 1692 nt
Organism: Eimeria maxima
Lineage: Eukaryota; Apicomplexa; Conoidasida; Eucoccidiorida; Eimeriidae
Product: CMCG kinase (incomplete catalytic triad), putative
Exons: 8
Biological process (GO): regulation of mRNA processing; protein phosphorylation; spliceosomal complex assembly
Molecular function (GO): ATP binding; protein kinase activity
Source: RefSeq, a predicted model, not a curated record